AUGGACCCCUCGACGCCUUUGGCACCAGCCCCUGAAGGAGUUGUGCCAGACUUUCACAGCAUCACACCGCUGCAAAUCGAGCUCGCAGUCGUCUUCUGCGUCACCUUCGGCAUCGCGACCAUCUUGCUCCUCCUCAGGCUGUACACUGGUUUUCAUCUCACCAAACAGCUGGGGUGGGAUGCUCUGUUGAUUGUCUUAUCAUGGAUGGCCUCGCUGGCAUUUUUCGUCAUCAUGGUAGUCGCGUUCCCAGUUGGCUGGGGUAGGAACAACUACAACGUCACAAUGGGCCAGUUCCAAGAGUACCUGAAUCUGCUCCAAGGUCUGACUUUUACCUACAUCUGGCCGCCGACGCUGGCCAAGCUCUCGCUGCUCAUCAUGUACUACCGGAUCGACCCGGCCAUGGGGUUCCGCUACUGCGCAUACCUCGCCGCGCUGGUUGUGCUGGCACCGACGAUUGUCUACACGGUCCUGUUCGCUGGCCCGUGCAACCCGACCACGGGCGACUUGCAGUGCCUGAAUGGCAUCGUGGUGGCCCAGGCCACUACCAACAUCGUCUCUGAUGUCGUCCUCAUCGCCAUGCCGCUGCAGAUGACCAUCCAGCUGAACAUGCCCAGACGACAAAAGAUCACUCUGGGCUGCCUGAUGACAUUUGGGUCCUUCGUCGUCAUCUUCUCCAUCAUCCGAACCGCGUUCAUCCACACGUUCACGACCAACCCGGACGUCACCUACACGCAGGCGUACGUGGCCGUGUGGCCGUGCCUGGAGCUCAACUUUGGCAUCAUCUGCAACUGCCUGGCCAUGCUGCAGCCGUUCCUGCGAGCGCACAUGCCGCGGCUGGCUGACAAGAUCAUGGGCACGGGCGGCAGCGUCGACAGCCCUCACGGGGACGGCGGCGGCGGCGGUAGGCACCACCACCACAACAACAAGGAAAGGGGCAUGAUGGGCGACGAGAACCUCGUGACCAUCGGCAAGCUGAGCGCGCGCCGGCCGUGGCUGAGAGGGGACCGGGGCACGCACAGCUACGUGCUGCACAGCAUCGACAAGUCAAACAUGCGCAGCUCGCUCGAGGAAGCGGGCGGCGGGGACAACGGGGCGGCGGCGGCGGCGGACGGGAGCAGGGGCCCGAUCCGGGUGACGGACGAGGUGAGGGUGGAGAUCAGCAGGACCAAGGGGGACAAGGAGGACACGGCGAGCGAGAGGCGCAUGAUGGACGACUCGUCGUAG
Messenger RNA from Microdochium trichocladiopsis, 1224 nucleotides. RefSeq lists its product as uncharacterized. The transcript has 4 exons. The record is from RefSeq and is a predicted model, not a curated record. The coding region runs from base 1 to 1224 and encodes 407 amino acids. NCBI's taxonomy places the organism in Eukaryota, Fungi, Ascomycota, Sordariomycetes, Xylariales, Microdochiaceae.